GAGGCCCAGGAGACCCUGUUUACUUGGAAAGAAGACAAUGGACAGAGGCCCUGCCCUCCCAUCCCCUUGCUCUGUGCCCAUCCUGGAGCUGCCUGUCCCAGAGCUGGCUGCCGCGCCCCGGUGCCCAGCCCCAUGCCCCACAAGAGGCCUAACGAGGUCGAGUCGGAGACACGCAAAGAAGGACAGGACCCAAAUAAGAGGGGGCAGGCACUCCCUAAGGAGGAAGAGGAGCCCAAAGCCAGCAAGAGCCCCGGCUCCGAGUCGCGCCGCAGCUCCCACUCCAGCCACGGGCGCAAGCACGGCAAGAAGCAUCACGCUGACGCCCAUGCCGACGCCACCAAGGCCUACUCGCCCUUCCUCAACACUGUCUUCGGCAGGGAGCGGGAUCUGUCCCCAGUAGAACUGGAUGAGCUGCUGGAUGCCUUCAAGGAGUUCGACACAGACCAGGAUGGCUUUGUGAGUUACAAGGACCUGGGCGCCUGCAUGCGCACUAUGGGCUACAUGCCCACCGAGAUGGAGCUCAUCGAAAUCUCCCAGCACAUCAAGAUGAGGAUGGGUGGGCGCGUGGACUUUGAGGACUUUGUGGAGAUGAUGGGGCCGAAGCUGCGUGAGGAGACAGCCCACAUGGUGGGGGUGCGUGAGCUCAAGAUUGCCUUCCGUGAGUUGGACAGGAACGGGGACGGGGAGAUCAGCAGCACAGAGCUGAAGGACGCCCUCCUGGCCCUGCUGGGGGAGCAGGUCCCGCUGCCGGAGGUGGAGGAGAUCCUGCGUGAUGUUGACCUCAAUGGGGACGGCCAUGUGGACUUUGACGAGUUUGUGAUGAUGUUGUCCUCCCGCUAACAAGGCCUGGGGGAGGGGAGUCCUCACCCCCCAUCACCGUCGCCGUUCCAGCCUCCAGGGCGACAGAGCAGCUCCAAGUGGAUCCCCGCUUCUUGACAGCUGGUGACCCCCCUUCUUUGUCAGCAGGAAGUUCCCUCGCGACUCCCUUAUGGGCCUUUCUAAGAAGACCCCUCCCUCUGGGUCUGCCUGCCCCUCUGCUGGC
Molecule: messenger RNA, 1042 nt
Organism: Mauremys reevesii (Reeves's turtle)
Lineage: Eukaryota; Metazoa; Chordata; Testudines; Geoemydidae
Product: calcium-binding protein 2-like
Exons: 7
Coding region: 133-840 (235 amino acids)
Molecular function (GO): calcium ion binding
Source: RefSeq, a predicted model, not a curated record